Messenger RNA from Armigeres subalbatus, 2053 nucleotides. RefSeq lists its product as uncharacterized. The record is from RefSeq and is a predicted model, not a curated record. NCBI's taxonomy places the organism in Eukaryota, Metazoa, Arthropoda, Insecta, Diptera, Culicidae. Gene Ontology annotation, molecular function: protein binding. The coding region runs from base 145 to 1764 and encodes 539 amino acids. The transcript has 2 exons.
UAUGUAUGCGUGAACAAUGUAAUAAUUUGAUUAUACGCCGAAUAUCAUAACAUUAUUGUUGCCUUUCUGGACAAAUAAUCCAGUGAAAAACGUUCAUUAAUUUAAGUUUUGUGAUAUGUAGAGUGACUUAAAGGUGCAUACAGUAUGUCCUUCGAUUUCGGUAGUUUGCCACUAGAAAUAGUGCAGUUAAUUUUCGACCAACUCACGCUGGAUGAUCUCCUCAGUGCCAGUUUGGUUUGCCGUGAAUGGUACAGUGCUACAGAAGCGUCAAUAACGAAGAAAAGUUGGCUUGCAAUCCAAUUGGAUCGACACUACAUUCUCACCGAGCUGGAAUGGAAUCGACGAAGCCACUGCAAUCUCCUGCUGACCACGCUGCGCUCGUGGGAGGAGCUGAAGCCCGUGAUGGAUGUUUGCACCGAAAAAUUCAACCUUCGGAGGCUAAAAAUUAAUCGGUCAUGGAUCGAUAAUGUUUGUCAGUUUUUUCAGCUCUAUGCCAACUGGGUGGACAAUCUGGAAGAAGUGCACAUUUCGCUAGAUCAUCGAUUUUUGCAAAACGACACCUUUAGUGGAAGAAGUUACACGAUACUGUUGCCCGCAGCAAGAUGCUUGCACUGGAGUGAGAUUCAUAUAAGGAAAGGCAGCAGGGCCAUCACCGUGUAUGCCCCUCAUCUGAAGACAGUGUCUAUUAGCGACAGCUUCGCCAGCAAACUUGAUCUUGUACUACCUGACUGUCAUUUUCUAGAAACAUUGGAAUGCACUUUGUAUAGGAAAAAUUUUGUGGAUCUUUACAAGGCAUCUUUCGAACAUCUAACUACACUUAUUUUGCGCAUAUACUAUACUGUACAUGAUGUAUAUUUUUUACACGCAUUGACGAAACUGAAAUGGCUUACAUUAUUAGUUGAGCUCGAUAAAGAUCUGUUGGAGCCGCUGUUUGUAGAAACAACGAAUGCGAUUAAUAGUUGCUCGGGUCUGGAAGGUCUACAACUGAUUCUAAUGGGAGACACCGCUUCUUCAAGCAUCAAUCUGUACCGCUUGUCUGAAUCGCUGCCUCGACUGAGACAACUGGAGCUGAACAAUAUGUACUUAUGCUCCGCUGGAAGGACAUCAGUCUUUCACCAAUUAACCACCCUUAAACUAGUCAACGUAAAACUAAAGGAAGACGACGACAUUCUAGAAAUCAGCUUUUCAUCCCUGCAAACAGUGUCCUUAGAUGUGAAGCUGCUCCCAAGAGUGAACCUUCCCUCGCCAAAGAAAGUAGAGCUUUUCGUGAAUGUAGAUUCGCUUAAUCUAGCUGAAGCUGUAGAUUCGUACUUGAGUCCAUUUUUGAAUCAGUUCCAUUCAAAUAUCCGUACCCUUACUCUGUUCAAAUCUGGUGGCUCUAACACUAGAGUGGAUUCAGUGUGUCCCCAAAACGCUUUGAUGGGAGUGCCACAACUGAAUCUCAUCAACAUGGCUGUCUCCAUAGAAAGCCUGAAAGUCAUCGGAAGUUCAAAAAAUUUAAAACAUCUUACCCUCACGAAAUGUUUACUCGGUAUUCGGGAACCAUUCCGAAAGGUGCUACUCCAAAACUUGAUUGUGUUGGAGAUCAGGCAGGUGCAGUUAAGUGAUCGGAAGCAGCUACUGUUUCCGUUAUCGAUAAAAAAGCGGGAUGAGCUUAGGGGACGAUUACUACGUGGAUCCAUCUUGUUCAAUACAUCUUGGGAUGACGAUGGUCUAUCUGGUUCGAACUGUGGACCAGCGAAUGGAAAAAUAAACCCGAUGUAAAGGUCGAACAAAACUAUUCUCACAAAAUAACUUAUCUUGAAUUGUUGUACAAACUAUUCAUCCAACACGAUUUCAUCGAAAAUUGCAAACAACUUUCGUGAUUCCUACUGGGAUAUGGAUUCCUACGAAUUGAGUGUAAUCUAGUUAUAAGUUAUCAGGUCUUAAGGCGUUCUACUCACAAAGAAAUUUGAGGAAUUCUUCGACUAACUUUGAAAAGCACAAUUUAAUCAUUUCGAUCUAUGAGGUUGAAUAAAUUAAAAUUUGUGAAUAAAAUCGAAUAGUCUGUGAA